Messenger RNA from Cylicocyclus nassatus, 1058 nucleotides. NCBI's taxonomy places the organism in Eukaryota, Metazoa, Nematoda, Chromadorea, Rhabditida, Strongylidae. The record is from the annotation of a GenBank genome assembly.
AUGGGACCGUCGCUAAAGCCGCACAAAACAAGGAUCACGAAGGUGGAGAACACACUGGAAGAGCUGAUAGAAAGCUCCCAACAUAUGGUAGCUUUCGAAAUCCCCAUCACGGAGAACGAAGAAGAGUCAAUGGAUCUCCUACGAACCAGGAUAAAAUCAAUACAGCACCGCCACACCAACAUAACCACAACCAAAGCAGCACUAGAGACAGCGGUCUCUAGUUAUCAGGAAGCCUUCAGCUCGUUGGACAACAACUCCCAGCAAGAAGAAAGAACAUCCCAAGAGACGUACGUUGACCGCGCUUGGGAUUUAACAGCGACGGCACUCUCCCUUCUUAACAAACUGGACGAAAAGGAGACAGAAUCCUCCAGACUGGAUAAUUUCGCCCAAGCGGCAAGAAGAAGAGAGAGACAACUCGAAGCCGUCAACACACCUCAGGCAUCCAACGAAUCGUCAAGAUGGACAACACCGCCACCGUCCGCCCAGCUGCAAUCAAUGCUGCCCAGGCUACAACUUCCCAAGUUUAGCGGAAGACGCGAGGAAUGGGGGUUUAGUUUGGGAAUGUCUAGAAAUAUCCUUUCAGUCGGACAUGUCUUUGUCGCAUAUUGUCAGUCAUAUCAGUUUCAACGACCACGACAAAAUCAGACGACAAUCGAAUGUAGAUACAUGGCUGAAGAAUUAACUGAACUGCGAGAAACGGCUGGAUUGAUAUCUAGUAGAGGAGUCUGGCCAGCACAAAUUUGUCGUAAUCUGCAUGCCUACUUGGGCUCUUCGCUUUUUGUAUUUGGAUGAUUCCGGUGUGUUUCGGAAAGUUCCAGAAGUUGAAUGCAUUGAUUCUGUUUGCGAUGUGGAAAGCAGCACAUGACUCUUUAGGAAAUGUAAGGUACGUAUGCGAUCGCUACCUACGAGUCUACCCGUGAGGCUGAGCUUACAUAAUGGAAUACGUGACUAGUCCAUGUUGACUGUGCCCGUUCAAAUCAUUUAUUCACAUCAUGUUCCAGUGACUAGGUUUCAAGUUUCACUUUUGACUUGAAUUGAUAGAAUGUUUUGGGUAAUUC